Messenger RNA from Micromonas commoda, 1560 nucleotides. RefSeq lists its product with no specific name. The transcript has a single exon. Lineage: Eukaryota; Viridiplantae; Chlorophyta; Mamiellophyceae; Mamiellales; Mamiellaceae. Bases 1 to 1560 code for a protein of 519 amino acids. Gene Ontology annotation, molecular function: GTPase activator activity. Gene Ontology annotation, biological process: activation of GTPase activity. The record is from RefSeq and is a predicted model, not a curated record.
AUGGUUCGUAACGGGCGCGGGACCACCGCCGCCGUCGUCGCCGCCGCGGGUGGCCUCGGCCUCUCCCUCGCCGCGCUCAGCCUCGGCGCCGUCCCACUGCUCGCCUCGCUGGGCGACCGCGCCUCCAACAAGCGCAAGCGCGGUUCGCCCCUGUCGCCAUCGCGUUGGUACGCCUCGCAGGACAGGGACGGGCGCGUGGGGGACGCGGUGGCCGACGUCUUGGCGCGCGUCGCCGACGGCGGGGUCGAGCCCAUGCUCCGCUGCGAGGUGUGGCCGCUGCUGCUGGGCCUGCGCGAUGCGAACGACACCGCCGUCGAGCAGGAGCAGGCGCGCAGGCGCCGACGGGAGCGCUACCGGCAGCUCCGUCGGCGGUGCGAGGAGCUGCACGAGAUGCUCUCGGGGCGGAGCGGCGCGGCCAUGGGCGCGAGCGGCGACGAGCCCCCCGCGGACCUCGGCACGUUCACGGAGACUCUACCGGUGAUACGCGCGGACGUCCCGCGCACGCCGUUCCGAACCGGCGCGUUUCAGUCGCACUGGGAAGCCGACCGCCUCGCCGAGUCCGCCUCGGAAGAUGACCUAACGAACCACUCGUCCACCCACCGGUCCACCGAACCACCCGCACCGACCGGCGGCGGAGGCGACGCGAACGGCGAGCUACCGCGGCUGGAGCCCGUCAAGUCCGUCCCGGCGACGCACCAACCCACGUGGCGCACCGCGCAGGCCGAUAGGCUGACAAACGUCCUCCAAUCCUACGCGCUCCUCGACCCCGCGGUUGGGUACUGCCAGGGGAUGAACGAGAUCGCCGCGCAUUUCCUGGACGCCAUUCCGGACGAGUCGGAAGCCUUCUGGUGCUUCGAGAAGUUCCUCCGGGGGUACCGGUGCCACUUCGUGAUGGGCGGGCACGUCGGCAGCCCCGGAGGCGGCGGAAGCGGCGGCGCGACCCCCGGAAGUACCUCGAAGGCUUCCGGAAGGGACGCAAACGAUAAACGACGCGGGAACAAACGAGGCUACCCGCGGGUAGCCCCGAGGAGGAGCGCGAACGUGCGCGACAGGCUCCACGAGCUCGGCGACGUCCUUCGGCGGUGCGACCCGCCGCUCUGGAAGCACGUGCAGCUCUUGGGGGCGCAGGAGUGCAUGUUCGCGUUUCGACAAAUCGUCGUGCUCAUGGCGAGGGAGCUGCCGCCGGCGGAGACGCUGUACCUGUGGGAGGCGCUGAUGGCGCGGGGCGACCACGUGGUCACGGAGGAGGACGAGGGCGAGGGCGAGGGCGAGGGCGAGGGCGAGGGUGAGGGUGAGGGUGAGGAGGGUGAUGGGAACGACGCGAAUGACGAGGGCGAGUUUGGCGCGGGCGACGGGAGACUGUUCGUGCACGUCGUCGCCGCGGCUUUUAUCCAGGCGAGGAACAUCGCGUUCGGAUGCCACGAGUUCGACCAGCUGUUGCACGCGUCGCAUCACGCGGUGGCGAACAAGACGCUCGCGGCGGCGCCGCUGCUGGCGACGGCGACGCGGCUCAUGGCCAAGGGGUAUCGCGCUCCCGGAAUGGCAUUCCCGACCAAGUGA